Molecule: messenger RNA, 1167 nt
Organism: Chlorella variabilis
Lineage: Eukaryota; Viridiplantae; Chlorophyta; Trebouxiophyceae; Chlorellales; Chlorellaceae
Exons: 2
Coding region: 1-1167 (388 amino acids)
Source: RefSeq, a predicted model, not a curated record
AUGGUGGUGUGCUGGGGCGGCCAGCAGCUUGAACAGCUGUCAUUUGACCAGGGCUGGCAGCUGCUGGAGCGGCGGCAGCUGCUGCCGGGCCUGUCAGGCCCCGUUUGCGGCCUGGCAUUUGCCGGCAGCAAUGCAUUGCUGGUGGCUACUGAGCGCUCCAUGGGAGAGUGGCUGAGGGAGGCAGGUGGCCAGCAGGCACAGCAGGAGAGGCAGGCAGCAGAGGAGGCUGGGAGCGCAGCCAUCAUGCAAAGGGGCCUGGAUGCGGCGGCGGCCAAGUCAGCACCGCUGCUGCUGCCAGCCUCCAGGGAAAUCCUGCACCCAGCAGCAGCGGCAGACACAGCAAUGCCCGGGGCCCCUGCUGCGGCUGCGACCACCGGUUCUGCUGGAGAUUGCUUGGUGGACCUCAGCGGCAGCGGUGGCAAGCUGUUGUCACCAUCAUUUGGCGGGCCUGCGAUCCCAGCAAUGUUCAUGCUGGGUCCUGAGCAAGGCCUUGCAGCAUCGCCGCCGUCUGCUCAGGUCGCCAAGCUGGCAGCCAGCAGCGGAAGCGCUGCGAGGCAGCCUGUGGGAGCAGGCCACCUCACCCUGCUGAGGCUAAGCGAUGCCAGCGGCAGCCAGCCGGUGGCUAAGUCCAGCAGUGUGCCGCUGGGGCUGCCCCCUGACUUCAUGCAAGCAGCCGACAAGCUGGCUGUGCUUGCUUGCAGCAAGGGUCCGCCAGCGCUGGUCGUGUGCCAGCUGCGCCGGGACGGAGGCCUGGCGCAGCACGAGCCGCUGCUGUUGCCGCUGCCAGACGGCGUGCCAGAGGAAUGCAGCGUCAGGAUUAGGAGCCUGGCACUCGUGCCCGGCGAUCCAGCAGCUGCCACCUCGACGGGCGCCUGCAGCAGAGAGCUGGUCUGGGUGCUGCUGGAUGCGGCGCCCAAGCCGGCUCCCGCGCCCUUUUGCAGCGCGGCGCUGGCCGGCAACGGCAGCAGCGGGCCUGCACAGCUCUGGCUGUGCUGCUACCGGUUAGAUGGAGGAGCGGGGCUGCUGGAGGCUGUGCUGGCGCUGCAAGCGGGGCUACUGACGCUGCGGCGGGAGGUGAAUGAGCGGCUGGACAGCAUGGACGCGCAGCUGGGGCAGCUGCUGGAGCGGCUGCAGGCGCGAGCCCAACACGAGGCUGAGAUGGGAUGA